AUGCAUAAUUAAUAAUUUUGUGAAGGUAGGAAGAUAGACUUGGGGUGGUUGACAGAUGCAAAGAAUGAUUAUCAGUCUCUUCUAAUCAAAUCAUUUCGAUAGUAGUUUAAGGAGGAAUACUAGAAUAUAGCAAAUAAGGAACUGAUUACAGAUGAGAUGAUUAUGAGCCUUUGUUUGAGUGUUGAUUAGAAGAAGGAGGAAUUGGUUAUGUAGAAGAAGAGCAGUGUAACGGGUGGUUAUUUGGAUAGAUUAGUGAGAUUUGACAAGCAUGUCCUUUAACAACUCAAGGAUCAUAAGCCGGUCAAAUCAUUUCCUCUGUAUCAAAAAGUUUACGUUGAAACCAAAGCAGCUGAUUAAAAGACGUGGUUCAACAAAAAUGGUGAUAUGGCAAGGCUACUUUUGGAAUUUGAGAAAGGACACUCAGGUGUAUACAUAUAUAGAAAGGAUAAAAACCAAGCUAUUAAAUGGUAAAGAUACUUGAUAAUUGAAAAAUUAUUAUAAGUGAGACCGACAUUGGUGGAGAGGUGUUUCCAAUAUUGCUAUAAGGAAUAUGAAGAUAAAUUUACAGUAACUUGGACAUUAAAGUACGCUUAACUAAUUGGAACUUAUACAACAUAGAUGAAUCAAUUGAAAAAGUAAAAAGCUAAAUUAGAUGAAAACUUUUUGAUUUCAUUGGACAGAUAAGUCAUGAAUUAUCAUAUCAAAAAGUGGUAGGCAAAGAGUGAUAAAUAAUAUAAAGAUGAAUAGGAUUACAAGGAGAAAUUAAAGUAAUUGUCAUUAAAGGAGUAAGAAUUAUUGAAGGCUACGGAGCAAUAGAGAGAGUUGGAAAGAUUGGCAAAAGAAAAGAGGAGACUAGAACUAUUACAAUAGAUGGUCACGCAUCUAAAACCUAAGAAUUAAGAUGUCAAGCGAUUUUAUAGGUAUUGGUUGGAUAGAGCAAUCCACAUUCAGCAAAACAAUCCAAUGAAAUUUAGUAUAUCAUUUGUCAGCAUGUACAUGCAAAGCAAUACGUAGUUGAUAAGACCUUAAUUAGAAGUAAGAUUUGUGUCUGAAAGAACAGAAAACACUCGAGACAUAGAAAACUCAAAACUAUUAGAUGGUUUACAAUAUCAUAUUGAGUAAAAUCCUUAUUGCAUUAAGCGGUUGUUCACUUAAAUGAGUCAAUAAAGAAGAAGAGACUUCACAACUUGGAUUUUCAAAGAUGGAUUACUUGGAGCAAGUGGAAACACAUCAAUCACAAUUGAGAAUUUUGGUUACAAAGAUUAUCUUGACCUUUAAGUUAUAGACACCAUCAAGACCAAUACAGCUUCUAAGGUUCUUAGAAUAUAACUAUAGGAUAUGUUUCAAUUUUUGCAUGAAGGCAGAUCAUUUUGGGUGCAGUUGGAAUUUGGACCUUCAAAGAUCUUUGUGGAAAUAGAUGUAUUGGAACAAUCAAAUUUAGAUCCUAUUUUUUUAGAUAGAUUGAAGUUCAUAGAAUUGAAUGAUAUUCUCAGAAAAAUAGUUGUAAAGAUAAUCGACCAAAGAACUCCGAUUCCAAUUGUUGAAACUGUGAGAUUUAGUCUUGAAAUUAAUAAAUAUAGCAAAGAAAUUCAAAACCUAUAUUAAAGAUUUUAUAUCGAAAACAUUUGCUUAUAGCCUCAAUGCAUACCUACAGCUUGGUUUUCAACGUUGGAUGGAAUUGAAAGAGUGGUUAAACCUAUCGUGGAUAUACUCAAGAGAAAUUUCUAAGAAUUCAAGGAUAGUAGUGAAAAUGUGCAAGUUUAUCAAAAAUUAAAAUCAAUUCCAAAUUUGAACCUACCUUUGGAGAAGGAUGUUAAUGAUUUUAUUAGUAAAUUGCCUGUUAAUUAAGCAAAUUAACAUAAAUAAUUUCAUGGCAUGUUGAUGACAUUCUUAAUUUAUUGCAAUCUCAGAGGAAUCUAAUUGAAUGUUCAAAUGCUGAAUAGUCUAUUUACAAUCGCAAGUAAAUUUAUAUGCAUAACUCACUGUCACUUUUUCUAUAAGUUAUCAAAUCCUGUGUUUGGUAAUAAAUUUGAUUCUGAAGCUUAAGCCUUUUGGCUUUUUGUCUCUUUCUUGGAUCUGAUGAAGAAUAUUCACUUCCCAUUAACCAAAGAAGAUUAGGUAUUUAGUCCUUAAGAAACAGUCAUUUAAUAUUUGGAGUUCCAACAUAUGAAUCUGAUCAAGCAUUGCAAAGUUUAUGACAUUGCUAUUGAUAAUUUCAUGUAUGAAACUCUUUGUUGCCUAUACACUAAUAUCGUUUAAUCUCUGCCCUUGUAUAAUAUUUGGAGUUUAAUCAUAAGAAAGAUGUCUACAAAUAAGAAUGUCUAUCUAAUAGUGCUAAUCGUAUUAAUUGAGGAAUUAGGAGAUAAAUUGCUUAUAUGUUAAAAUACAGAGGAUUUUAAAAAUGCCAUCUGCUUGCAAGCCUAACUAAUGGAUAUCCUCCAAUUGGAAGCAGCUUACUCAAAUUGUGAAUCAACUUUGAAUAGAAUUAUAAAUUCUGAACAUUCCAUAUAGUAAUCGAUUGAACACUCCAAUAUCCAUGGCCCAUUAAUAUAGGACCAAUGA
Messenger RNA from Paramecium tetraurelia, 2562 nucleotides. RefSeq lists its product as uncharacterized. The record is from RefSeq and is a predicted model, not a curated record. The transcript has 5 exons. Lineage: Eukaryota; Ciliophora; Oligohymenophorea; Peniculida; Parameciidae.